Chelonus insularis is the source of this 1039-nucleotide messenger RNA. It is a transcript of the gene Spag1, whose product is annotated as Spag1 axonemal dynein assembly factor. Gene Ontology annotation, cellular component: mitochondrion; cytosol. NCBI's taxonomy places the organism in Eukaryota, Metazoa, Arthropoda, Insecta, Hymenoptera, Braconidae. Gene Ontology annotation, molecular function: heat shock protein binding. The transcript has 6 exons. The coding region runs from base 14 to 883 and encodes 289 amino acids. The record is from RefSeq and is a predicted model, not a curated record.
AAGAAGGAUUACCAUGACAACAUCCGGUGAAGAAGGGUAUUAUCCUAAUCUUAUUGAAUAUGCAGAAAAAAAACUAGAAAAAAUACAUCCACAAAACAAAAUUUUAUGGAUACCUCGAUCCAUCAUAAAAACAGAUAAGUUGAAGCAUAAUGAAAAAUUGGAGUUAAAAAAUGAUAUAACUGAUUGGAUACAAAAAAUGUAUUCAAUAGAAAAAUCUUUAGGCCAUGAAAAUGCUAUAGACACGAUAUGGUCAAUUAUAUAUCCUGAUGUUAGAUCAACUAAACAAGUAGAAAUAUUACAGAAAAUUAAAAAAAAAUCUAAAAUAAACCGUAUAAAAUUUUGUGACUACAAUUCAUGGGAUAAAUAUGAUGUUCAUGUUGAGAUAAAAAAGAUGGAUUUAAAAGUAGAUCAAAAGUGUGUGGAAAUGAAAAGAAAUUUAGAGCAAAGAAAAAAUAUUAUAAUUACACCAAUACAUAUAGAUUUUAAUUUAAAUGCAAGUUUGUCCGGGAUUGAAUUGAACCAAAUAGCAGAACAAGAAAAGUGGAAAGGAAAUGAAGCAUUUAAAGUUGGAGAUUAUCAAGAAGCGCUACAUUUUUAUAAUUUUUGUUUACAAAUGAAUGCUUCCAACAUAAAUGGAUAUAAUAAUAGAGCAAUAACAUUCAUCAAGUUAGAGAAAUACGAGGAAGCGCUAGAAGAUUGUAAUAUUGUUUUGAAAAUAGAACCAACAAAUAUUAAAGGAUUAUUAAGACGUGCAUUAGCUCUUGAGAAGUUAGGAAAUAAAGACCAGGCAAUCGUUGAUUACAUACAUCUGUUAAAGUUUCAGCCGACAAAUAACAAUGCGAUGGAGGCUUUAAAAAGAUUAUCAAUAAAGAAAAAACAAUAAAUUGUUGCAGGGUAUAUGAAUAUAUAUAUAUAUAUAUAUAUAUGUCAGUUAUACAAACUGAAAUUAAUAGAGCAGAAUUCAAAAUUUUUCAUCACCAUAUUCAAACUGUUUAUUAAUAAGAAGAAUAUUUGUUUUUAUCCAAGUAGAAUAAGUAUA